Cheilinus undulatus (humphead wrasse) is the source of this 3565-nucleotide messenger RNA. RefSeq names its product angiomotin-like 2a. Lineage: Eukaryota; Metazoa; Chordata; Actinopteri; Labriformes; Labridae. The record is from RefSeq and is a predicted model, not a curated record. The transcript is spliced from 11 exons. Gene Ontology annotation, cellular component: cytoplasmic vesicle; plasma membrane; bicellular tight junction. Gene Ontology annotation, biological process: angiogenesis; actin cytoskeleton organization; establishment of cell polarity involved in ameboidal cell migration. The coding region runs from base 267 to 2390 and encodes 707 amino acids.
CUCAGUCCCUCCUCGGUUACUUAUUAUCGCCGCCUGCACUCUCCACAAUCAUUUCACAGCAAGAGAGCGAGGCAGCCCGUCCGGGGGGACGAAGAUGAGACACGUUUGACUCGAAUAAACUCACGGAAACAGUGGAAUAGCUCUGAAUUUUUAAACUUCGAGGUCGAGAACAACGUUUGGAUACGAUGCGAGCGUGAGCUGGUUCACAGCUCAUUCAUAUACUUUCUACAUAAGAGAUCAACUCAUCUUUAGAGAAGAUACACAGUAUGUCGUCCACUGAGGAGCCGUCUGGGACGGUCCUGCACCGACUCAUCCAGGAGCAGCUCCGCUAUGGAAACCCCACAGACACACGCACCUUACUUGCCAUCCAGCAGCAGGCCCUGCGUGGAGGUAGUGGCAGCAACAGUGGACCAAGCAGCGGAGGCGACAUGGGCAGGAGCCCACGAUCCUCUUUGGAGAGUCUGACCCAGGAGGAGCCCCCUUUCCCUCAGCUCUCUGCAAGACAGGAGCCUCAAGGCCAGGAACACCAGGGGGACUACCACCACUCAGAGAGUGGCUACCAGCUCUACCAGCUGCACGGGGAAGAGCUGCCCACCUACGAGCAGGCCAAGGCACACUCUCAGUUUCUCGCCUCUCACUGGGGAACCACAGGCCCCAUCAGGCAGCUCCAUGAGGGGACCCUUGUGCAUGAGGGGACUUUCCAUGAAGAGGCAGAUCUGGUGGAGCUAAAGUGCACCCAUGUGCGGUCCCUCAGUGAGCAGCGCUUGCAGAUAUCUUUGGAGAGGAAUGAUGCUGCUGCUAAGGCCGAGGCCCUUAAAAGCACCUCUCACAGCUACCCUGAGCUCCCUUACUACACACCACAGGGACUCCAGAGCACAGGGCCUAGCCUGGACAAGCGAAGCCCUCCACCGGAGUACUCAACCCCCAUCCAUGGCCAAGGAUUUAUCCCUCAGCAGGUCCAGGAACCAAUGCAAGCACAGCAGCAGCAGCAGCACAGGUUUAUUCAGCCUGGUCAGCCAGCUGAACUCCCCUGUUACAGCACAUUCACCAGCCUGCCCCCUGCUGGUCUGGAGGAGCCUAACCAAGUGGAGCUGCUGCUGAUGGAGAAUGAGAGGCUGAGGCAAGAGCUGGAGUCUCACAGGGAGAAAACCGGACGUAUUCAGAAGUUGGAGCAGGAGAUCCAGCGUAUUUCAGAGGCCUAUGAGACACUGAUGCAGGGCAGCAGUAAGAGGGAAAACCUGGAGCAAACGCUGAGGAAGAGACUGGUGGCUGAGAUCAGGAGGCUGCAGGACUUCAACAGAGACCUCAGAGAAAACUUGGAAAAUGCCAGAACGCAUGUGGCAAAAGAAGUCGAAGUAGCUGACCAUAACCAGCACAUCAUGGCAAAGCUCCUUGAACAAAAUGAGGAGCAGAACUUUGAGAGGGAGCGCAUUGAGCGGGAGGUGCAGCGAUUGCGCUCCACAACAGAGGAGCAGAGCGCUAGAGCAAAACGACUCGAGGAGGCCCUGGAGGCCGCUCGUGGACGAGGUCGCCAGCUAGAAGAAGAGUUAAGGAGGAAGAGGGCAUACGUGGAGAAGGUGGAGAGGCUGCAGAGUGCGCUGGCUCAGCUGCAGUCCACCUGCGAGAAGAGGGAGAGCCUGGAGAUGAAGCUGAGGACGCGACUGGAGCAGGAGCUAAGGAGUCUAAGAGCACAACAGAGGCAGUCCCAGCCACCAGGAGUGACUUUGGGCUCGCUACAAGAGCGUUUACGUGAGCGGGAGGAACGAAUCUUGGCCCUGGAAGCUGACAUGGUGCGCUGGGAGCAGAAGUAUCUUGAGGAGAGCACCAUGAGGCAGUUUGCAAUGGAGGUGGCUGCCACUGCUGCAGCUCAGAGAGAUACCACCAUCAUUAACCACUCACCCUGCCACUCCUCUAACAACAGCUUCAAUGAGGAGCUGCCCGUUGCUGACUACAGGAAUCAGGAGAUGGAGAACAGGAUCCGUGCGCUCUAUGCGCAGAUUUUGGAAAAGGAUGCUGUGAUCAAGAUCCUCAAUCAGCGGCUGCAUCAGGACCAAGGGAAAAAGGACGAGCAAAGUCAUCGGACAAACCUCCUGACUAUGGCUGGGGCUCCUCUACGACCUGCCUUCUCCACUCCCUCCAUCAGCAUUACAACAAACAUCACAAAAAGUAGAGGAAAGAGUCUUUCAGACGAUCAAACUUUGCCAAAUUAUCAGUUCUCCGCUCAGUCUGAACCUGGAACGUUAGAGCGGCAGGUGGAGGGAACCAAAGCCAGAGAGGCUGCCAGCACCACUAAGCUCAACAGCGACAAAGCAGCGCCUAAGAAAAUGCUAUUAAACCCUUUCAGAGGCUUGGAUGAGCUGGAUUCAGAGGCAGUGGAAAUCUUCAUUUAAAGAACCAGGAGGUGGAUUUUGAAAGAGACAAAACAUUAUCUGAGAAUCUGUGAGGAGUGUGAGUCUUUGAGUGAAGAAUGGAGUAAAUAUUGGAUGGAAGAAUGUCGUGGAAAGAGGCCAACGCACGAAAAAAAGGACUGUUUUCACAUUUAGGGGGAGAGAAAGAGAGCUGUGCUCUGUCUUGAUCUUUUUCUCACUGAGCUGGACAGCUGCAGGCGGUCUGUGCAGCCAGGAGAGAGAGAAAAGAUGAAUCUUCUGAGGUACUCUGACAGUAUUGUGGAUUGUAACAGGGCAAAAUGUUCUCAGAGUGUUCUCAUAUAUAUAAUUGCUGCUUUAUCCCCUCUAUUUGAACCCCUUUCCCAAUCCAUUAAAUUAAAAAGCUACAUAUUUAUCUUAUCUGGUUUUCACAUUCCCCAAAUAUUAUGUUAAGGCCAAGCCCUUUUAGAUAAAUAUUCAGUUAAGUUUAUCAAUGUGACCUCUCCUUUCUUAAAAACUACAAUGUCAAACUGAGUCACCUUUUUCCCAUCAUCUUAUCUGCUUAGAAAGCCUGCCCUCCUUUUAAUAACUUAAACAGAGAAGACACAUUUGAAACACUGCUGAUUUAAUGCUCUCACAGUCCAUGUUUCUUGAGCUCCAGCAGCUGGUUCUGCAGAAGCUUUAGAGGUGCAUGAACGGUGAGAUGCAGAAUAUAUAUAAAAGACAAUUUGGGAGGUGUUGCAUCAUGGUGUUGAUUUCAUCAUCUGUUGCUUUUUCCUGAUAACUUCUCAGAGUAUGUUUGCAUGUGUGAUUCCAGUGAGUGUGUUUCCUGAUGUGGUGAUUCUGCUGGUUUGGUCACCACUGAGGGGAAAAAAGUUUUAAAAACUACAGCGUGUUGUUUACUGUGAGCUUUUGAACUAACAAACAGGUUAAUUAUUAUUAUUAUUAUUAUUAUAUAUUUUAUACAGAUGUUUGUAUUGUUAUUGUAGAUAUAUUAGAGCUUUGAGCAGGAUGCCAAAGAAUUUAUGUAUGUUUGUUGUAAGUUAUGUGCCGACAAUCACGGUCAUGUCAAGCUGUACACCAACCGAGUGUUGACUUCAAAAACAGACAUUUCUGUGAACUUCAACCCAUAUGAAGGUUUCUACAGUUGAAUUCAUGCAACAUUUCAUAAAGCAAUAAAAUAUUCUAAUAUACGUCAA